Molecule: messenger RNA, 938 nt
Organism: Trichechus manatus latirostris (Florida manatee)
Lineage: Eukaryota; Metazoa; Chordata; Mammalia; Sirenia; Trichechidae
Gene: COPZ1
Product: COPI coat complex subunit zeta 1
Exons: 9
Coding region: 54-587 (177 amino acids)
Biological process (GO): intra-Golgi vesicle-mediated transport; intracellular protein transport; retrograde vesicle-mediated transport, Golgi to endoplasmic reticulum
Cellular component (GO): COPI vesicle coat
Source: RefSeq, a predicted model, not a curated record
UCAGCGGCGCCGUUGCUUUUGAGGCUCCACGUCUGCACCAGCUGCGGGGCAAGAUGGAGGCGCUGAUUUUGGAACCCUCCCUGUAUACUGUCAAAGCCAUCCUGAUUCUGGACAAUGAUGGAGAUCGACUUUUUGCCAAGUACUAUGACGACACCUACCCCAGUGUCAAGGAGCAAAAGGCCUUUGAGAAGAACAUUUUCAACAAGACUCAUCGGACUGACAGUGAAAUUGCCCUCUUGGAAGGCCUGACAGUGGUAUACAAAAGCAGUAUCGAUCUCUAUUUCUAUGUGAUUGGCAGCUCCUAUGAAAAUGAGCUUAUGCUCAUGGCUGUUCUGAACUGCCUCUUCGAUUCAUUGAGCCAGAUGCUAAGGAAAAAUGUAGAAAAGCGAGCUCUGCUGGAGAACAUGGAAGGGCUCUUCUUGGCUGUGGAUGAAAUCGUGGAUGGAGGGGUGAUCCUAGAGAGUGAUCCUCAGCAAGUAGUACACCGGGUAGCAUUAAGGGGUGAAGAUGUCCCCCUUACGGAGCAGACUGUCUCUCAGGUGCUGCAGUCAGCCAAAGAACAGAUCAAGUGGUCACUGCUUCGGUGAAGACCCCACUGUUCGUUUUUUCUCACCUCCCUCAAAACAUCGCAUGUCUACUGUGACUUCUCAUCCAGUCCCCACCUGAUGCUCUCAAGGUCAUCUUGGGGAUCACAAGGGAUCCUUAAAUCUCCAUCCUGUCUGGUUGUGCCUCCCUACACACACACACACACUUUCCAUUUUUCUCACUGUUCUUGCAGUCCUGGGAGUAAAGCUUCCACCAGACUUAGACACAGGACAGGGGAAACACUCUCUUCCUUUCUAGACUGGAUUAUUCUUCCAUGCUCUCCUGUUGGCCAUAUUUUCUCCUCAACUUCUGUGCCCUAUGCUGCAGCUACGCUUCAGAUCAAAGCAGAAGAA